Messenger RNA from Toxorhynchites rutilus septentrionalis, 1416 nucleotides. RefSeq lists its product as uncharacterized. NCBI's taxonomy places the organism in Eukaryota, Metazoa, Arthropoda, Insecta, Diptera, Culicidae. The record is from RefSeq and is a predicted model, not a curated record. The coding region runs from base 133 to 1416 and encodes 427 amino acids. The transcript has a single exon.
UCUUAAUCUUAGUUUUAAGUAAAAGUAGAGCAUAGCUCUAAAAUAAAUAAAAUUUUUUUCUUUAAGUUCUAAGAAAGAAAAUUAACUGGCGUCGUCUGCAGGAUUGAAGCCACCAAAGUAUUGGGCGAAAACAUGGCGGCGCAGUGGAAAAGUUGGAGCAGGCAAUAUUCGUGGUUUGCAACGGCAAUACAGCUGUCGGAGAAGUCAGCGGAGGUGCAGGUGGCAACAUUCAUGAGCACUAUUGGAGAAGAUUGCGUGCGUAUUUACGACACUUUUGGCCUAACUCAAGAAGAAGAAUUUGACGUGGAAGUGAUCAAAAAAAAGUUUGAAGAAUAUUUUACUCCUAAAUCGUGCAUUACAUUCGAGCGGUACAACUUCAAUCAAAUCACUCAACGCGAGGACGAGCAAUUUGACAGUUUUGUUACCCGAGUAAAAGAGCAGGCGAAAAAAUGCUCAUUCAAUGUUCUUCACGACUCACUUGUUAAAGACCGGAUCAUAAUUGGAGUGAAAUACACAAAUUUAGUGCCACAGUUAUUGAACGAUGAAUUGACAUUGCAGAGGACUAUCGAGUUGUGCCGUAAUUUCGAGCUGACGGCAAUGCAAAGCAAGGCGUUAUCAGGUGAAACAAAAGUAGACACGGUGAAAACGGUAAAAAAAAAAUUUAGUGGUGGCCGAUCGGAAAUAAAACGAGAAGUUUUUCAGUGCAACAAAUGCGGAAGGAAACACGCUACACAAUCGAGUCCGGCAUUCGGUAAAGAAUGUCGCAAAUGCAGACUGCUAAAUCAUUUUGCUGCGAUGUGCAAGUCGAAAAAUGUAGUGCAUACGGUUACAGAAUCCGCGGAAAGUGAUGCAGAAGUUGAAGAAGAAGAGCUGUUCAUUGGUUCAGUGGAGAGCUCGAAGAACGACGCUGAUUGGUUUGAAAUGGUGAAAGUAAACAACAAGAUGUUUUCAGUGAAACUCGAUUCAGGCGCGCAUUGUAACGUAGUACCGUUGUGGCUAGUGAAACAACUGGCGGUUACGUUACGGCCUUCUAAAACGAAGUGGCUAAUUUCUUUCUCGAACCACAGAAUGAAAGUGCUUGGUGAGAUUGAACCGUUGUGCAGCAUAAAGAACAAGACAAGGAACAUCACGUUUAAGGUGGUGGAAGAAUCAGUAGUGCCAGUGCUCGGAAAAGACACUUGUAUUGCCCAACGGCUGAUAGCGCGAGUAGACACGGUGAAAAUUUCGGACAAUAUGGUGUAUGAUGGACUCGGUUGCCUAAAAAAUUACGUGUACGAUUGUAGCAUGGUACACAAAUUCAGAUAUGCCGGCCCCUUGAUUCUGCAAAGCUUUGGAACUGCUUCUUUUGGGCAACUAUCCACAAGAGGCAUUUGUAGGGUUCCAUUGAGUGCUCAGACGUCGAUAGAACUGGGAUGA